Messenger RNA from Capronia epimyces CBS 606.96, 720 nucleotides. RefSeq lists its product as uncharacterized. NCBI's taxonomy places the organism in Eukaryota, Fungi, Ascomycota, Eurotiomycetes, Chaetothyriales, Herpotrichiellaceae. Bases 1 to 720 code for a protein of 239 amino acids. The transcript has a single exon. The record is from RefSeq and is a predicted model, not a curated record.
AUGUCGUCCCCUUUGGUCCCUCACCCGGACUCUAAUCGAGAGCUUGGACGCGACCUCGAUCUGGACUUGUCAUUCGCAACCUCCCUCAACGGAUCUAUCCUUACUCUGGAAGACGAACUUGCCGAUGUGUCCGACAACCCAUUUACAGACGCCGGCAUCGAUCAUAAAGAAGGAAAUGGACAAGAGGAUGGGGAUGGUGAUCAGGCUGCGGAGGAGCCACAGGACAAAGAUAAAGCGAGCACCACCUCCGAGUCUAGUCUUCCUACAGGUUACCGACGUCAGACUGAGUCGUUCGUCAAACUCAACCAAGAAGCCCUCGAGAAAUGGCGCGGCGAUCUCGAAGUCAUCAUUCAGUCGCUUCGCCCUACAGAAAGUGAGGCCGAAAUGGAAGGUCUCAGCACCACAUUGCAACUGUUCGACCACGCCCUCGGCAUAUAUGACUGGAUAAGGCACUCAGUGGGACCGUACAUAGCAGUCCUAGAAGCCCGCCAAGAAGCUGUGCAGCGUGAAAUGGAGCGGCGGGAUCGGGAAAUCGACCUGUUGCGGGACGAGGCCGAGGAGGUGUUGAAGGCCUAUUCGACGGAGUACGAGACCAGCCGGCGCAAGACAUCGAUGUUAGGAGAGUUCAUCGAUAUAAUAGAUGUUAUCGCCGAGGGGAACGUAUCAGAGAACGAGGGCAGAGCUGAGGAACAUCAGCUGGGUGAUGUUGGACCUCAUUGA